AUGGCUGCAGAACAGGACCGGGUCUUGCGGGGACCAAAGUACGACCUGGAACUGCCCCAGGUCACUCUGGGCAAAUACAUUUUCUCUGGAUUGCUGAAGCACGGCGACCACGUUGCACAGGUGUACCCUGGGGAGCCGGAGGUGCGGCUGUCGUUCCGGGAGCUGGCGAGGCGUUCGGCCUGCGUGGCCGAGGAGCUGCGCAUGCGCGGCGUGGGCCCCGGGGACGUGGUGGCGCUCGGCUGCCGCGUCGUGCCGCAGUUCGCGCCGCUCCUCAUAGGCACCCUCCUCAGGAACGCCGUGCCGGCGCCCUUCAACCCAGAUCUCGACCAAGAGGAAUUAAAGGUGGUGGUGCAGCAGACCCUGAAGCCUAAGUUGUUGGUGAGCCAGGAGCCGGCGCUGUCGGCAUUGGGGGAAACAGCCGGGUGCCCCGUUCUGCCGCUGUCCCAGGUGGACGGCUGGCUGCAGCGAGACGCAGACCCGGAGCAGGCGCUGCAGGUGCUGUCCCCGCCAGACGCGGCCGGCUGGCUCGACUCGUGCGCCGCCAUCCUCUGCUCCUCCGGCACCACGGGGCCGCCCAAGGGCGUCAUGCUCUCACACCGGGGGCUGCUCACCUUGACUGUCGCCUUCGGCUGCUUUGAUGGCGGCCAUCGUGUCGUCGGAAGCCACACGCAGUUUGGCGCGCAUGUCUUUUUCUUUCUCGUGGUGGCGCGACCCGCUUCCCAGUUUUUGAUGGGGGCGGUGGUGGCCACUGCUUCUCGUCCAGUGUCACCUCCUCAUGUGCGGCGCCAGUACGUUCCUUCGUUCACCUCUUCUUCCUGCGGCUCCAAUUCUUGA
Messenger RNA from Schistocerca piceifrons (Central American locust), 834 nucleotides. Its product is annotated as 4-coumarate--CoA ligase-like 9. Gene Ontology annotation, molecular function: long-chain fatty acid-CoA ligase activity. Gene Ontology annotation, biological process: fatty-acyl-CoA biosynthetic process; long-chain fatty acid metabolic process. The transcript is spliced from 4 exons. NCBI's taxonomy places the organism in Eukaryota, Metazoa, Arthropoda, Insecta, Orthoptera, Acrididae. The record is from RefSeq and is a predicted model, not a curated record. The coding region runs from base 1 to 834 and encodes 277 amino acids.